AUGGCGCAGCACGAAGAAUUUGAGAGUGCGGGCAAGAAGCCCGGCCUGCAGGUGUGGCGGAUGGAGAAAAUGAGCCUGAAACCUGUGCCUUCUGAACUCUAUGGGGAGUUCUUCACCGGAGACUCUUACAUUUUGCUCCACACCACCUCUGCUCCUUCCUACAACAUUCACUCAUGGAUUGGCAGCAAAGCAUCUCAUGAUGAGAAAGGGGCUGCUGCCAUCUUCAUGAUCCAGCUGGAUGGUCACCUUGGAGGAAGUGCGGUGCAGUUCACUGAGUUUCAAGACAAUGAGUCUAACGAGUUUAUGGGCUACUUCAAGUCUGGUAUCAAAUACAAGCAAGGAGGAAUAUCCUCAGGCUUUCAACAUGUAACCCAGGAGACUGUCAGGCGCCUGCUGCACGUUAAAGGGCGUCGUAUGAUCAGAGCCAAUGAGGUGGAUAUGUCCUGGGACAGCUUCAACAAAGGAGACUGCUUCAUCAUUGACUUGGGAGAGACGAUUUACCACUGGGCUGGUAGUGACUGCAAUCGCUUUGAGUGCCUGAAAGCCACUGGGGUGGCCAUUGAGAUACGUGACAAUGAGCGAGGUGGAAGCCCUGAUAUUGUCUACGUUGAGGAAGGCAGUGAGCCAGAAGAAGUCAUUGAAAUACUGGGACCAAAACCCGACCUCCCACCAGCAACCUCAGACGAUAAAUCUGCUGAUACGAAGAACAAGAACCAGGCAUCUCUCUAUUUGAUUUCUGAUGUUACUGGCUCCAUGAAGACAACUAAUGUGGCUGAUAAAAACCCUUUCCAACAAGACAUGCUCUCCAACAGUGACUGCUACAUCUUAGACAAUGCAGGAGACAAAACGAUCUAUGUCUGGAAAGGAAAGGAGGCGAACCCAGAAGAACGCAAGGGAGCACUGGAAGCUGCAAACAAGUUCAUCAAAGACAAGAAUUACCCCCAAUAUACUAAGGUCCGGGUAUUGCCAGCUGGAGCCGAGACAGCCAUGUUUAAGCAGUUCUUCUUUAAUUGGCUGGACAAGUAUGAGACUACAGGACCAAGUGAGGCCUACAUCAUUGGCAAAAUCGCCAAGGUGGAACAGAUUCCCUUCGAUUCCACCACACUCCACUCCAACAUGGUUAUGGCUGCCGUUCACAACAUGGUGGACGAUGGUUCCGGGGAUGUCAAGAUUUGGCGUGUGGAAAAAGAUCAAAAAAUACCCGUGGACCCAUCCACGUAUGGACAGUUCUUUGGAGGUGACUGCUACCUGGUGCUGUACUCCUACACUGAUGACGGCCGUAAGAAGCAUAUCAUCUACACCUGGCAAGGACGGAAGUGCACUCAUGAUGAACUGGGUGCUUCAGCCUUUCUCACUGUCACACUGGACGACUCCAUGAGCGGAGUAGCUACACAGGUUCGUGUCACUCAGGGCCGAGAACCACCUCAUCUUGUGAGCCUGUUUAAAAAUAAGCCUUUGGUCAUCCACCUCGGAGGGACGUCGCGUAAGGGUGGUCAGAGCAAGCCUGCCAGCACACGGCUCUUCCAUAUCCGCCUGAGCUCCACCAAAGCCACACGGGCCGUUGAGGUGGAGCCCGUCGCCUCUUCCCUGAACACCAAUGACGUGUUUGUGCUGAAGGAAUCCGACUCUGUGAUGCUGUGGGUGGGGAAGGGCGGAACCUCAGAAGAGAUGGAGGCAGCCAAGUAUGUCGCCAGCCUGCUCGAGGGAACCGUCACCCAGGUGGAGGAGACUGAAGAGCCAGACGAUUUCUGGGCUGCACUGGGUGGGAAGAAGGAGUACCAGAGCUCCAAGACCCUGCAGAACCCACUCAGGGCUCCACGAUUGUUUGGUUGUUCUAACAAGACUGGCAGGAUCAUUGCAGAGGAGGUGCCAAGUGGGUUCACACAGCUGGAUCUGGCUCCUGAUGAUGUCAUGAUUCUGGACUGUUGGGACCAGAUCUUCAUCUGGGUCGGGAAGGAUGCCAAUGAGACAGAGAAAAGUGAAUCGCUCAAAAUCGCCGAAGGAUAUCUGAGUUCUGACCCCUCCGGCCGUCAAGGUAUCCCCAUGACCACCAUUAAGCAGGGUGAGGAGCCUCUAUCCUUCAAAGGCUGGUUCCAUGCCUGGGACACAAAGUUGUGGGACCAAGAUAUGUUGCAAAGCAUUCAAAAGAGUCUCAAAAAGGAUUAG
Limanda limanda (common dab) is the source of this 2166-nucleotide messenger RNA. RefSeq names its product scinderin like a (gene scinla). Gene Ontology annotation, biological process: actin filament severing; actin polymerization or depolymerization; barbed-end actin filament capping. Gene Ontology annotation, molecular function: actin filament binding; phosphatidylinositol-4,5-bisphosphate binding. Gene Ontology annotation, cellular component: actin cytoskeleton; cytoplasm. The record is from RefSeq and is a predicted model, not a curated record. The transcript is spliced from 16 exons. NCBI's taxonomy places the organism in Eukaryota, Metazoa, Chordata, Actinopteri, Pleuronectiformes, Pleuronectidae. The coding region runs from base 1 to 2166 and encodes 721 amino acids.